AACGAAAGAAACAAAAUAAUAUGACCCUCUCAAGGCAGUCUUCUCCACAAUUGUAAUUCUGCAGUAUCCUAAGAAGAAGAUGACAGCUCUUUCAAAUUCUUUGGUUUUAUCCAAACCUCAAAACCCAUCUCUCCAUUUCUCCUCCGGUUCUUGCUUGAAGUCACUAGACCAAAAUGUCAGUGCCACCAAGUUGUCCUUCGGUCCAAGGCAUGGAGGAAAAUCAUAUUCUUCUAAAAGAUCAUUGACCAUUCAAGCAUCAUAUAGUGAUGGUGGAAGGCCAAGCGGUGCUGGCAUCUUUGUUGGUGGCUUUGUUUUAGGAGGAUUGAUUGUUGGCACACUUGGCUGUGUGUUCGCACCCCAGAUCAGCAAGGCAUUAGCUGGAGCUGAUAAGAAGGACCUGAUGAGAAAGUUGCCCAAGUUUAUAUAUGACGAAGACAAAGCAUUGGAGAAACAACGUAAGAAACUUGCCGAAAAGAUUGACCAGCUGAAUUCGGCGAUUGAUGACAUUUCCACUCAGUUGAGAUCAGACGACACGCCAAAUGGAGCUGCUGUGAACUCAGAUGAUGUUGAAGCUGUUGUAUAAGAACAAUUCUAUCUUAAUGUCAAAGUCAGCAGAGGACAUUGAAUACAUUCUGGGAAUAUUCUUAGUUCAGUUUUAGUGUUUUAUGGUAUUUGCUACAAUAUAAUAUCCAGAGUGAGGAACAAUAUGCGAUUAUCGAUUAUUUUUCUGUUUCUGGUGGAAGUGGUGCUGCUUGAAGCUCUAAUUUACAUGCUUAUAAUCCUUUUCCUCA
Messenger RNA from Nicotiana attenuata, 791 nucleotides. RefSeq lists its product as uncharacterized. The record is from RefSeq and is a predicted model, not a curated record. The transcript is spliced from 5 exons. Lineage: Eukaryota; Viridiplantae; Streptophyta; Magnoliopsida; Solanales; Solanaceae. Gene Ontology annotation, cellular component: chloroplast thylakoid membrane; chloroplast inner membrane. Bases 80 to 583 code for a protein of 167 amino acids.